Molecule: messenger RNA, 10000 nt
Organism: Coregonus sp. 'balchen'
Lineage: Eukaryota; Metazoa; Chordata; Actinopteri; Salmoniformes; Salmonidae
Source: the annotation of a GenBank genome assembly
AUGCAGGCAGCCAGUGCAGUGCACACAGUGUGCCCCCUCAGUACAGCAAACAUGUCUGUGAGGAUACCAGUACUGAAAGAGCCUGUUCUUCCUGUCUAUGUGCAGUUCUCCAGGGACAAGUACAUAAUGGAGGGCCCACCGGAGAAACUACGCAAGGAGCUGGAGGACGAGCUGAAGCUGGGCAGUGAGGAACCACGCAGCCACGCCUGGUACCAUGGUGCCAUCCCCAGACAGGUAAAAGAAAACACACACCCACACACACUCUGGAGGGACAACUCGGCUGCCUGUUUGCCUGACUGUUUUAGAGUCUAAUGAUUUCCGAGCCUUAUUUUAGCUUGGGUCAAAGGAUUCUUGAUAAAGUAUUUUUUGGCGGCCGGCGGCACACGCUGGCUCUUUGUGAAAGAGGAUAGUCAUAUAAAGAGAUGGAGCUGAGAGGGGCUUACUGUGAAAAACGACCAGCCCAAUGAUAGCAUGCAGAGAGGGGAGGGGUUCCUCUGUUGCCAACAGCUACGGCCGGGUGUCCAGUUGCGCACUGAUUUCAUUCAGGGGCCUGUCACUCCCACUGUCUGUUGGUCACCCACCCACCCUGUGGAGGAAUCACAGCACUGGCGCUCUGAAAACAUGGCAACCAUGCAAAACCUUGCGCAUACCCGGGCAGAGCAGGACAGCUGGCCAGACAGACAUGUGUCCAAGCUCAACCAAACACAAUACUUUGUUUGGUAACACUGGGGAGUAUUAUGUGAAUGGAGAGUCAGGGAGCUCAGACACUUUGGCAGGCAGCUCGUCAUAAAUAUGUGAAAACUCCCAGUGUGUCUAGAGGUUUCCAGAGGGGAGCUGUGUGUCUUUCAUGUGGACUAAAGAAUAAAAGCUGGCUGAGGGUCUGGACUUAGGAGGAGGCUGUGACAGAGUGUGACAGAUCCCUGCCCUCUGACCUCUAGGGCAGGGGUGUUCAACUCUUACCCUACGAGGUCCGGAGCCUGCUGGUUUUCUGUUCUACCAGAUAAUUAAUUGCACCCACCUGGUGUCCCAGGUCUAAAUCAGUCCCUGAUUAGAAAGGAACAAUGGAUAAAAACGCAGUGGAACUGACUUCGAGGUCCAGAUUUGAGUUUGAGGGCUCUAGGGGCUGAGCCUUGUUUUGAAAACAGGGAUGUAAAGUCUGAGGAGAGUUAGUGAGGAUAGUGACCCACCUCAACACCCAGGGCUCAGCUCAAAGAAGUGCUUAUACACAGAAUAGUAAAUCAGGGACAGUGUUUUUUCCUAUGAUUCACUCUCAGGUAGCAGCUUGUCUGAAACUGGUUGAGCCAGAUCAGAAUCAGACAAACAAGGACAGGUCAACAACAGAAAUAAGUAUUUAUCUUGACAGGUCUGUUCUACAGCACUAGCUGUAUUGAGUCCAUUGAGCUGUGUGAGGCUCAGUGAUCAAAGGGCAGACUCACUGUCAGUUUGACAUACUGUGGCUGAAUGAGGCUGCAUGGUUAAUUGAAAUGGGCUUCAUUUCAACCUUGUGCUUUCAUCAGUAUCUCACUAAGAGCUUGUCACUGAGAACAUGUCAGUGUGAACAGAGCGGCGCUGACACACACUUAGUAGUGAAAGCUCAGACCGCAGAGCUCGGUCCAUGAACCCCUGCCUCAGUGAGGAUGCUCUGUCUGCCUCAGCACACACACAGAGCGAGAGAGACAGGUCUUAAUUUGAUGGUAACGACACAUGGGUGCCAUCAGAUGACAUUAUGCUUUUUAUUAACGUCUUCUCUUACAGCCGUCCACUGAUCUGCCAGGGACCACGCCUCUAUAAGUCUAAUCAUUAUCCCUAAGAUAAAAGCUCAUCUGUGCUCACUGUGCCACCAAUCCCAUUUCUCAGUACACCCAUCAUCUCCUAGUUUCGUUCUACUGUAUCUCCCAGUGGAGUGGGUGUAGGCCAGGGAGCCCUGCAGCCUUGUUCCAUGUCUUACGUGUGACCUUGUAAGGGGUGUGAGCCAGCAUGUAUCACAGCCCUCCAUUAGGCAUUGUGAGAGUCACAAUGGCUCUGCCAGGCCCUGGUUAGCUACACACGGUACAGUACAGUACACGACUGGGUGUCUCUCAACUAGAACUAGUAAGAUCAGCUCAGUCCACUCCCAUUAUAGCAUUAGAGAACACAUCAGCAGCUCCAGGCUUCAGGUGAUUGAGGUUUUUUUCCCCCAUGCCAGUGCAUGGGGAUAGUAAAGGCUGUCACAGUGCAUGUAUGUCAUACGGAAAAACACUGGCUACUCAAGUUGCUCAACAAGUUGUGCUGGCUAUAGGAUUGUGAGACAUUGAUAUAGAUUGCAAUAAUUAUCAAGUUACACACAUGUCACCCUAGAGUUUUCUUCAAAUAAAAUGAGUUGUUGAAAAGUUUCCUAAUGUCUUUACAGACAACAAAUAAGGCUUUGUGGUGCUACAAUUUUCCCUGCAGUAAAAAAAAAAAACAUAGCUGUUUAAGAAACACUUUCAAUAACCAUCUAAUUUCACAACAAAACAUUUCACAAGGGUUAUCUGCCAGAAAUAUAUAAAUAACAUUGCAUGGCUAAUGGAUGUAAUACGGAUCUCAAUUUCAAUGAGCAAUUUCAUGAGGUAUAAAUCAAAUGACUUUCAAUGCGUCAGACUGGGUUGAUAAACCCAAAGCAUCGCCUCGUGUGUAAAAUCACAGAUGAGACCCUGAAUAAGAAAUGGAGCUCUUUUGAGCUUGUCCUUGCAGUCAUGUGACAGGGUGGCAUAAGACUGGUAAACACACACACGCUCAGUUUUACAGCUCAUGCUGCACCUCCUCAGUAGAACAGAGACUUUACGUAAGGACACUGUAAAACAGCAUUCAUGCUGCCAAGUGAUCCUAAUAAGGUUUAAUAAGCUCCUUCCUGGUGCUAUUGCAGCCCGAUUGUGAAAAGAGGGCUUUUAAAACGUUUAAUUAAAAACCCUCAACCUUCCAACUCCAAAACAUGAUGAUAUAAACAUAAUUACUUAGUUCAAUACUAACUUAAUUAAAAAGUAAAGUAAUUAAAUGUUUGGAAGAACAACAUGAGUGAAGUGGAGUGUGUAGACCAAUGUAUGAGGUGACUGGGGGUUUUGGUCAUUUGACCCUCCAGUUUGGCUGUGUGGCCUGGGCUCAGAGAGCAUUCUGGGAAGUAUCAUGAUGUCACAGUACAGUAACAGUAGCUCUAGAAAAAACUUUCAGUGAGCCAAGCAUGUUACUUAGAAGGCCAUUCAGUGAGAGGGAGUAGAGCGCCUGUAGCCACAAAUCCAACUGUGAGACGAGUGUGACAAACUGAAAACACACUAGACACAGUUCUAACUGUGUGAUAUUGAAAAUACAGUGUGUGAGCUAUAUAGCUGUGUGUAUGUGUGCUCAACAUGUGUCCUCUGGUGUCCAGGUGGCAGAGAACCUGAUCCAGAGAGAUGGGGACUUCCUGAUCCGGGACUCUCUGUCCAGCCCUGGGAACUACGUCCUGACCUGCCAGUGGAAGAACAGCCCACAGCACUUUAAGAUAAACAAGAAGGUGGUGGCCAUGAAUGAGGCCUACUCCCGGGUGCAGUACCUGUUUGAGAAGGAGGGCUUUGACAGCGUGCCCGCCCUGGUGCGCUACUACGUGGGCAACAGAAAGCCAGUGACUGAGGUGGUGGGGGCCAUCAUCUUUCAACCCAUCAACAGGGCCUUGCCCCUGCGCUGCCUAGAGGAGAAGUAUGGGGUGGCCUGUGUCCGUGUGGAGGCUGGCCUGACCCUGCCCGACAGGAAGAGCCAGACGUCUAAACGCCUGAGCCUCAACAUCAUGAACGGACACACCCAGGACCACAGCCUCGGACGGGGGAACCUGCUUAGGUUAGUAGGCUAUCUACAGCGGUUCAGGCCUGUCUGGUCUGGACAUAGUGUAUGUAGUUGGAAAUUGUCUGUGAACGGUAGGCUACAAUGGAGAUGCUUGCUUGCAGGCGCAAGAUACAUUUAUUACAGCAAUAACGUUCCAUGUAUUUUCCUCUGCAGCCAGGAGCUUAUAUAGACACUGUACAUUCCGUCAUACAUUUAUAGGCAGGCAAUUUAUAGGUAGCUAUAAAAUAUAAUUUUGUAGGGGUUUAGUCCAAAUGGAAUUGGCUCCGUAUAAUUUCAUGUAUAGCCUAACAUGCAAACAACACAUGUGCACUCCAAAUUUGUAACACGAAUGUGGGAGUAACAGAGAUAAGUACACGUCUACAAUAAACCAUUCCUGAGGUAAAGUAAGGAGUGGUGUUUAGCCUGGAUGGUGAAUACCAACCUCUGAGCACAAUACCAAGGCAAACCAGGACAAAAAUUACCCCAUCAAAUUACACUGUACCAUUUUACAUAACAAACAGUGCACACAAUGUAUCAGGUUUCUCUAGGGGUUAGUGGUGUGGUGUGCCCAGUGGACGUGUCUCUGUUGGUAGCUAGAGGGCUCAGUCCAAUUGAACACUCUCUUUUUCUCCUUCUGUUUCUCUCCCUCUUUCUCUUCCUCACUCUCUUUCUGUCUAUCAGGAACAAAGACAAGUGUGGAAGCCAGCCGGCGUGUCUGAACCACGUUCAGGAGAGACGACGGCCCCUCAAAACCCACCAGUCAGAGAGCUUCCUCCCGCUAGGUAUGUACCGUCUGCUCUAACUCCCUCGCUCUAUACUCCUCUUUCUCUCUCUCUCUCUCUCUCUCAUAUCCUGUCAUUAUGCUACAGUCAGAGGAUUUACAGCUCUGACGAGCCUGCAAAAUACUUGUUUCCGUGAACAUGCAUUCUUUGCACAGGGGUGGGAAUAUUUCAAAGGCAAAUGUUAAUAUUUUCUUCUUCAAAAUGUUGCUUUGUAUUCUUUCAACUCAGAAGUGAAAAGUGUGACAUGAGCUAGGGAUGAAGAUAAAUGUAUUUCUGAAAGGAUUACAGAUAAAAGCUGAAAUGGAAAUCGAUAGAUGUGCUUGAAGUCUGAGUCUUUGGCAUAAAAGAGCCGAGAGAUCAGAGAGAUUCAAAAUGCUGCAUUCCAUUCUGUGACUGACAAUGUAAUUAAGCUUUGUAUGCAGAGUCAGACUUCAAAUAGACAGCAGGACUCCCAGGCAGCAGCUAGAGAACACAGCAUGGCUCUAGCUGUGUGGUGUUGCUAGGCUGCAGUGUGCAGGUUUAAAUAAUGAUGUUCACCUCUUUCUCGCUCACCCUCUCCCCAGGCUCCAGGCCCCAGCCCCAGUCCCAGCUCAUGGAGCACCAGCCCAGCCCCAAGUCUCCAGUAUUCAGGACGGGCAGUGAGCCGGCCCUCAGCCCCACCGUGCCAAGGAGGAUGGCCUUUGAGACCCAGGCUGGGGAGGCCAUCCGGGGCUCAGACAGCCAACUCUGCCCCAAGCCCCCCCCUAAGCCCAGCAAGGUGCCCUCCAUCAGGAUGCCCUGCUCCCCACGUCUGCAACCCCUGGCUGCCCCAGCCCCGGGUCCCCCUGUACCCCCACUGAAACCCAAGAAGCAGCAUGUGAUCCAGGCUCUCCAGCCUCCGCAGCCCCCCAGCCCGGAAGUGAACUACUGUGAGCUGGGCCCCUGCAGCCCAGCAGAGUGGGACAGGCUCCAGGCCCCAGCCCCAGGGCCCCAGCCCAACAACAACAGUUACGUAGAGAGGCUGAGGACAGAGGAGAGCCAGAGGAGCAGCCACGGCUCCAAACUGGACCGCAGCUCCUACCACCACGCCAUCGUAGCCCUGGAGAAUGGCAGCGAAGAGGUGGAAGGAGGUGGAAAAGGAGGGAUGGAGGAGAUAGAGGAGACUGUGGAGGAGAAGGAGAGAAGCUUCCGGCGGCCGGUGUUGGAGACUGCGUCUGUGUUCCGGCCGGGGGAGUUUGAGUCGAGGCUGCUGCCUGCAGAGAACAAACCCCUCGAGAUGAGUGUGCUGAAGAGAGUCAAAGAGCUGCUGGUCCAUAAAGACCACCACAUCAUCGCCAAGCACAUCCUCAUGGCAGACUGCCAGGUACUGCAGUGCACUGUCCCACUACACACCAUACCCACAUUACAUUCACCACUAGUCCUACUGGAUGUCUCCUACUCAGGGCUGAAUCCCAACCAGAGAUCAUAACUGAUAUUUCAGUGUACAUCAUGAAUUGAUGAUAUACACUGAGUAUACAAAACAUUAAGAACACCUUCCUAAUAUUGAGUUGCACCACACCCCCUUUUGCCCUCAGAACAGCCUCAAUUUGUCAGGGCAUGGACACUACAAGGUGUCGAAAGUGUUCCACAGGGAUGCUGGCCCAUGUUGACUCCAUUGCUUCCCACAGUUGUUUCAAGUGUGCUGGAUGUCCUUUGGGUGGUGGACCAUUCUUGAUACACACAGGAAACUGUUGAGCAUGAAAAAGCCAGCAGCGUUGCAGUUCUUGACACAAACCAGUGUGCCUGGCCCCUACUACCAUACCCCGUUCAAAGGCACUUGAAUAUAUUGUCUUGCCCAUUCACUCUCUGAAUGGCACACAUACACAAUCCAUGUCUCAAUUGUCCUUCUUUAACCUGUCGUCUCCUCUCUUCAUCUACACUGAUUGAAGUGGAUUUAACAAGUGACAUCAAUAAGGGAUCAUAGCUUUCACCUGGAUAGUCUACGUCAUGGAAAGAGUAGGUGUUCUUAAUGUUUUGUAUACCCAGAGUAAAUUUGCAGGACAGUUUGAUGAGUUAGGAUUCAGGUCUCAUUCUUCAGCAACAUCUAACUAAGUGGCUAGACACAGUCAGGCACACAGAGGGCAUCAGAGACAGACUGGCAUUUCAUUAAUUUCCUCUCGUUGGUAUUUGGCCUUUUACAGACAGGUGUCUUAAGUCUGUCUGGGUGUGGUACACCACACAAGUGCAAAAUGAAACCAGUGAAUUUAAUUUAGUAGCCUAGGCUUGAAGGGAACAUCUUUAUAGUGUUGUUGAAAACAGCUAUGGUACAAAGUUAUGUAAAUGUUGCUUUGAGAUGUCGCUUGUUUAAUUCAGUUAGAAGGAACUAAUGAUCAAUGAUAGGAUUUCCCCAAACAUGACCAUACUAAAACACUUCCAAAACCACACUAAUACAAAAAAUUAUGUACCUGACAGAUUGCGAGGGUACAUGGCAUCUCUGAGGAGGUGAAAGGUCAAAUGGGUGUGUCCUCUGGUCUGGAGCUGGUGACCUUACCCCAUGGCAGGCAGCUGCGGCAAGACCUGAUGGAAAGGUAAACACACACAUAUACACACCCAAAUCCUCCUCAGGUGCUAGUGACCCCACAUGUAGACCACAAGAGGUUAUAGGGACUUAUGACUGAACUUUCUGUUGUGUAACCCAGGCACCACACCAUGGCCAUCGGGGUUGCCGUGGACAUCCUGGGCUGCACAGGAAGUCUGGAGGAGCGGACCGCCACGCUGAACCGCAUCAUCAUGGUGGCUCUAGAACUGAAAGACUCCAUGGGGGACCUGUACGCUUUCUCCUCCAUCAUGAAAGCGCUGGACAUGCCUCAGGUACCACACUCAAUACAGCCGGACACAUAAGACACGGUCCCCCAAACCCACCACGUGGUCUGAGAUGAGUCCUUAACCCUUCACACUUGUGGGAAUUGGCCUAUAUGGAUAGGGCUAAAUUGAAAUGUUUCUUACAGAAGAAAUAUGAAAACGCAUAACCAUGGUAGCUAUUGAAAGGGAACAGUUUAGAGAUUAUGGGGAAAUUAUUAGACCAAAGGUGAGGACAACAGUUCACCUGACAAGACUGAAUCCAAACAUUACACUGUUGAUUUUGUGCAUUUUACAUUUACUGUACUUUUCGCCGCAUUUGUUGAUAACGAAAUCUGAGAAUACUCUGGAUACAUUCAGUAGCAUGAUAAGACUAUUCCUGGAAAAUGUGGGGUAGGUGCAACAUAAGACAAAAAAUGACAAGGGUUUGAGUGAGAGGACUAACUGGUGUCUCCAAGUGGCCACACACCUCUCCAAAGUGUGCACAGCGCCUAAGUAAUGUCAAUGCACUUUUAUGACUCAAACGUCAACUAUAAGGUGCUUUUUUGAGCUCUCCUAGCUGUGCCGUUGUGGAACUAGAGCAAGCACACUUGUAGUUGAUUUGUUUGGAAUAAAACCCUGCAUCCCCGCCAUCACACAAUUACUGUUGUUGUUUACGCAAUCUAAAAACAGUCUAUUAUAAAUCGCAAUCUUGGUCAGGUGGGCAUGAUUUGAAAGCUUGCUCUAUUGCCAACAUGACUAGCUAAGUUAUAAAAUACGAUCUUACAAUGUUAGGCUUUCACAAAGCAAUUCAGAGAAACAGAUUGUAAUUUUGGUUGCCAUAGAAAGGAGUAGUGUGUGUAUUCAGGUGCGUGUUCCGUGGCAGAUUUUCUUCACAUUAGACAAACAGACUCACUCACUCAGAACAACCCAGCGUGACGCAUUGUCAUCCUGUAACUGUACAUCAAACAUAGUGACCAUAAACGUUGACAUUGUAUAUGACAUGAGUUUUAUGAUUUGAAAAUGUGAAGUGCACAUUUGAACUCACUGGUGUUUGGCUUGCUUGUAUGACAUCAAAGCUGUAUUUAUUAUAAUCCUCAACGUCUCAUUUUAAAGUCCUCUUAAUUUACAGAAUUUCCCUCACUCAGGCAACAAAAAAUUUGCCAAAGUUGCCCAAUUAGUGGGAGGGAUGGGGCAACUUCUUGUCGUGUGCGGCGCUCAAGUUCAGAAUGGCUGUCAUCAAAACCCACACAGAGCUGUGAAGCGCAGAGCCAGGGCUCUGAUGUCAUGUAUAGCAUGUUACUGUACAGCCACUGCGUUCCAAUUUAGGCGUCUAUCAGUGUCCAAAUCUGCCAUUUUCAACCCGUAUAAUGGUAUGAGUGUAAAGGGCUGCAGGCGUAGGCUGAAGAGAUAUUGUGGUUGUUUCCUAACAGCUCUCUGCUCUUGACCACAGAUCACACGGUUAGACCACACCUGGACCAUGCUGAGGAGGAAGUACACUCAGACUGCCAUCAUAUACGAGAAGUCUCUCAAGCCCUUUUACAAGGGACUGUAUGAAGGAACAGGUAAAAGCACUUCAAUGGAGCCUUCAGUUGUAGUUGUGUGUUAGUGGUUGCAGUCUCUGACCGUGUCCCUGUGUGUGCGUGUAUAGCGGACAUGCCCCUGACAGGCACCACGGUGCCUCUACUGAUGCCCCUGCUGACGCUGAUGGAGCGCCCGGCGGUGGCAUUCGAGGGCAUGGAGCUGUGGGAAAGCAACGACCAGGGCUGUGAAAUCCUGCUACGCCACCUGGAGGAGGCCCGCAGCGUGGCACACAACGCUGACUCAUACACCGCCAACACUGAACGCGUCCUGCAAGGUAAUACACUCCACACCCACUGCUAGAUACACACCUACUGCUAGAUACAGGGCUCACAGUUGUCCAAAUGAAUUGCUAUGCAAAUACUCCUGUCCAAAACGACCUGUAUUCACAUUUGCCCAUAGCUUUUUUCAUAGUGCCCGAGAUUGCGAAAGACACUAUAACAAAAGCCAUACUGCAUGUCUCAGCAGGUAUGAGUUACAAGGCUAAUGAUAACGUGUUCCUCUUUCUGGUUGCAGAUUUCCAUGCUGACAAGGACCUUUUAGAGAUCUGUAAAACAGACUUCCAGCUGCGUCUGCUGUGGGGCAGCAGAGGGGCGGCCGUCAACCAGACGGAGAGAUACGACAAGUUCACACUCAUCCUGACUGCUCUGUCCAGGAAACUGGAGCCAGCGGUCAAACACACAGAACUCUAAUCAGAGCCUGUGGUAAACAGAAUCUGUAUUACUGAACAGUGGUUGGUCGUAUGUAAAAGGACAGUCAGGCUGGUUAAGAGAGGACAAACUGUGCCCUGUAUUGUCUGGGAUGAGGAAGACUGUUACAGAGCGAGACUGCUGUCCUUUCUCAACCUGUCCACUGGAGGGAGUGUGAGUCAGAUCCAGUUGGAACAUCCCUGUCAGGACACUGAUCUGAGUGUGCUGAUAUGAAGGGGAAAUAUUUCCCUCCGUGACGCAGGAGGUGGGUAGCCUGGUCCCAGAUCUGUUUGUGCUCUUGCCUACUCCAUUGCAGUCAUUGUCAAGUCAAUGGCAUGA